Molecule: messenger RNA, 2483 nt
Organism: Chrysoperla carnea
Lineage: Eukaryota; Metazoa; Arthropoda; Insecta; Neuroptera; Chrysopidae
Product: sphingomyelin phosphodiesterase 1-like
Exons: 10
Coding region: 120-2114 (664 amino acids)
Biological process (GO): sphingomyelin catabolic process; ceramide biosynthetic process
Cellular component (GO): lysosome
Molecular function (GO): acid sphingomyelin phosphodiesterase activity
Source: RefSeq, a predicted model, not a curated record
UUCAAAUGAGAGAUUACCUAUGCACAUAUAACAUUUUGCAUUACUUUACUGUAUCAAAAUUAAGUUAUACAUAAAGCGCUACGGCCAUUCAUACGUAUCCUAUUGUACAAUCAAAAACCAUGUUCAAAAUAUUACUUUUAUUUGCAAUUAAUUUGUGUUUUGUUAAUUUAGAAAAACUUAAUAGCCCAGAAGACAAUUUUAUUUCGUUUGAAAACGAAAUUUUAAUAGACGCAAGGAGAAAACUAAAUAUCGAUGAUCAAGAGGAAAAUACAUUGGUACAAUUAGUACGAGAUUAUUUUGGUCCAUUAAUUGAAUUUGGAACAACCGACCAUGUUCGAGAUCCAACUUCAAGACGAACGAUUUUUAAAACUACUCUUCCGGAACCUGUUCAAUUAACAUUAAAGUGCUAUAGGUGUUUAAUUUUAGCAAAAACAAUAUUAAGAUACUUUCAUUCUGGAUUACCGCCAGCAGGAAUAAAAGCAAUAGCUACACAGUUUUGUAUUAAAAGUCUACUUGUUCCUGAAGAAGUAUGUCGAGGUGUUAUUGAACUCAAUGUGCCAAUUUUGAUUUAUAUACUCGAUAAAAGGCCUGAGUUAACAGCCAAUGAUAUUUGUGAAAUAUUUUCUCAACCCGAUUGCUUAAAAGACAUUAAUUACGAAGGUAAAAUAAAUUCAUAUAAAUAUUUUACAAAGAAGAUACCGAAAGUAUUUAAGGAAAAAAAAUCUUUAACUCCAUUAAAAAUAAUUCAAGUAAGUGACAUUCAUUAUGAUCCAGCUUAUCAAGAAAAAAGUAAUGCAGAUUGUGAUGAACCAUUAUGUUGCCGGGUCGAUAGUGGAGAGCUGCAAAAUGAUUCAUCUGGAGCUGGAAAUUGGGGAGAUUACAGAUCAUGUGAUGUACCUCACAAAUUAAUAAAUAAUGCAUUUUUAGAAAUUCGGAGACGACAUCCCGAUACAGCAAUGAUAUUUUAUACUGGCGAUUCUGUACCUCAUAAUGUUUGGAGUACUACCUUUGAAGGAGUAAAAUCAAUUAUAGGACAAAUUACCGAUGAUUUCACACAACAUUUUCCAGAUGUACCUAUUUAUCCUAUAUUGGGUAACCAUGAUACACAACCAGUAAAUCAAUUUGCACCUAGUGAGGUUUAUGGUGAAUUUAAUUCAACAUGGUUAUUUGAAUAUGUUGCAAAAGAUUGGAAAAAAUUACUUCCUGAAUCAGCUUUAAAUACUUUAAGACAGUAUGGUUUUUAUGCUGUGCACCAUUCUAAAAGACUCAAAAUAAUUUCCUUGAAUUCAAAUGUUGCCUAUACAUACAAUUGGUGGUUAUUUUAUGAUGAUGAAUUUUUCUUUGGGCAAUUAGAAUGGUUAGUGAUAGAGCUAAUAGAAUCCGAAAUGCAAGAACAGUUUGUGUACAUUCUAAGUCAUGUGCCACCUGGAGAAAAAGACUCUUAUAUUAAAUGGCAAAUUGAAUACCAAAAUAUAAAAGUUCGGUUUUCCCAUAUAAUUAAAGCAGAAUUUUCUGGACAUACUCAUAUGGAUCAAUUGAGACUUGUUUAUACAAAUAAUAAUGUAACCAAUCCAAUUGGAGUGGUGUAUAAUGGUGGCAGUUUAACACCGUUUGAAUUCGUAAAUCCUAAUUAUAGAGUUUACUACGCUGAUCCAAAUACUUUUGACAUCAUAGACUAUGAACAAUGGAUAUUUAACUUAACGCAGGCAAAUGAGGAUCAUGGUUCACCCGAUUGGUUUCCAUUAUAUACUUUCAAAGAAGCAUACAAUUUAGAUUCAGCCCAGCCAAUAAAAUUAAACCAGUUUAUAGAUAAUUUAAAAACAAAUAAAACAUUAUUUGAACAAUAUAGAAGGUUCGAAAUCAAAGACGCUAACUAUGCACCAUUACAAGAUUGUAGCGAUCCAACUUGUAAACGACAAACAUUAUGUGAAAUAAUUACAACACUAUACAAGGACCGUAGAGUAUGUAAUGCACUUUUAGGAAAUAAAAAAAAGAAAUUCGAACAGUAUUAUGACAUUAGAGACAAUAUUUGUUAUAAAAGAUUAAAUCAACUUACGAAUAUGAUCGCAGGAGCAGCAAGUUACAUCGAUUGCCUUACAAAAUGCCAUGUAUAAGAUAAAGACUAGUUUACACGCUCACUCUUAAGCCAUAAAUUAUUACACCGAUGUUAUAACUACUAGUGUAAAAUGUCGUUUCUUUUUUGUCUUGGAAUUUCGUUGCAGUAUCUUUGAAAUCGACUGGUUGAGAAAUUGGAAGUAACUAUACACUUACUGCAAUAAGUAAAACUAUAACCGUAACCUAACCCAAAAUAACCCAAAAGGAUGAAUUUAUCAAUAAUAAUUUAUAAUUCUAUUCAUAGCACAUAAAUAUGUUAUUUAACUUAACAUAAAAAAAAACCAGUGGACGUGGGGUAUUCUUAAAAUGAAAUGUAUGGGGCCAGGGAAGUUGUAAAUAUAGUAUAAUAAGAGGGUUUUUUUUAAUGC